CCUCCCGUUCAACCGGACCGGUUUACGUUCCUCCGGGGAUCACAGCGGACUCUCGGUCUCGGGUUUGUCCGAUAAACAGUGCAUCAUCACCGGAUACUUUCAGUCCGGAUUCUGCAAAGAAAAUCAACUUUUAAAGUUGUUGGUCACGCGGAGAGACGCAGCUGGAGGAUCUUUUUAUUGCAAUCACAUGGCUUCACGUUGACCGACGACCGUCCGGUUUCCCCCCCCGUCGUUGUCGUCACCAUGUCAGCUUCCCAGGAUGCCCCCUGCCUGUCGGAGCUCGGCGGACUCCCCGGCGUCUCCGGCGCCCGACCCUGCAACCGGAGCACCACCAGGACGUCGCCGUACACCCCGCAGGCCACCGCGGCCUUCGCCAUCGCCAUCACCUUCAUGAUGGUCCUCACCAUCGUCGGGAACAUCUUCGUCAUCAUCGCCGUGCUGACGUCCCGGUCCCUCAAGGGGGCUCAGAACCUCUUCCUGGUAUCGCUAGCGGCGGCGGAUAUUUUGGUCGCCACGCUCAUCAUCCCGUUCUCGUUAGCCAACGAGCUGCAGGGCUACUGGGCGUUUAGCUCCAUCUGGUGCGAGAUCUACCUGGCGCUGGACGUCCUCUUCUGCACCUCCUCUAUCGUGCACCUUUGCGCCAUAGCGCUGGACCGCUACCUGUCCAUCUCCCGGCCCGUGUCCUACGGCGCCAAGCGCACCCCGACGCGCAUCAAGGCGGCCAUCGUCGUGGUCUGGCUGAUCUCCGCGGUCAUCUCCUUCCCUCCUCUCCUCACGCUGGACAAGAGCGAAGGAGGCGAGGAGGUGUGCGAACUGAACAACGAGCGCUGGUACAUCCUCUACUCCACCAUCGGCUCUUUCUUCGCCCCUUGCGUGAUCAUGAUUCUGGUGUACGUGAGGAUUUAUCAGAUCGCCAAGCGGCACACGCGCUGCCCGCCUGGACGGGAGCAGAAAGCGGCGGCCGGAGGAGACGCUAGCGUGGGAACCAACGAGCAUCCAGCGAAGUUAUCUGAGAACGGGGAUCAAGAAGGUAGAGAACGAGAAGAAGUCCCGAACAAAAUGUCCCCGCCGUCACUUCAAAAUCCUCCAGGGAAAACCACCAGCCAGGACGCUCAGCCCGAAACUGCUAGUUCGGUCCAAACAUCCACCUCAAUCCCCCAUAAAAUACCCUCAGCUGUUCCCCACAAAGAAGAGGAGGCGCUUCCCGACAACUCGUCCAGCUCCAGCUCUGAAGUAGGCGACAAAGGCAAAGACAAGACGAACGCCGCGACCGACGAUCAAACGUCGGCAUCGUCCCGACGGAAAGGGUUCAGAGUUCAGGCGCUAAACUUGGCCCGCAGGUACAAAACCACGAUGGCCACGCCGUCCGGCACCAAACUGGGACCCGAAGAGACGCCCAAGAUUCAGGGGACGCCUGCGUCCCGCCGCAAGGCCAUGGCGAACCGGGAGAAGAGGUUCACCUUCGUGCUGGCCGUGGUGAUGGGCGGGUUUGUGAUCUGCUGGUUCCCCUUCUUCUUCUCUUACUCCCUUCAGGCGGUGUGCCCCGAGACCUGCAGCAUCCCCAACCCUCUGUUCAAAUUCUUCUUUUGGAUCGGCUACUGCAACUCCUGCCUCAACCCGGUCAUUUACACCAUCUUCAACCACGACUUCCGGAAGGCCUUCAAGAGGAUACUGUGCCGGGACACCAAGGGGACGUUCUUCUAGAAAGAGGAAAGUUGUGUUUUUUGAGCUGAAAAAUGAAUUAUUUCUUUGUGCGUUUGACCGGGAUCGACCUUCUCUUCGGCAUCGAACAUAAAACACUUCGCCGUCCGAAUGUCUGCUUAUUUGUCCGGACGCUCGGCUGAGUCACAGCAGCGGCGAUAAAGACGGGGGAUUUUUCAGAAAAAGCCGCGGUCAAGUGGCCCGAAUCAAUUAUCUUUAAUGUUAUUUAAGAAUACGCUGUAAUUGAAUAUUCAAUGGCUCUGAAGACGAAAUGAUUGGAUUACAUAUUGAAACGGAAGUCAAGAGGGAUACAGGGUCUGUGUUCAGUAAUUUAACGUACAAACGAGAAUGUGUGUGUGUGUGUGUGAGAGCAGAGGAGGGCAGCCUCAGGGUUUUACUGGAAGAGAAUAAAUAUCACUAAGUGUCCUUUAUCGGAGAUUAAAAAAAGGCACUCGAGGAACACAGGAUCAGGGGUAAACUUGUGAGCUUCUCUGUUUCUUCCUCCAUGUGAAGCUGAAACAAGAGUUUUUUUUAUUCCCGAGUGUCGGUGAACCGCUGGAUGUUACACCUCCCACUGGGAUUAUCUCACGAAGGCCACAGCCAGCGGGGAGAAACUAGAGAAUCACCAGAGGCUGCUUGAGAAGAUGGAAACACUUGAAUCUUCUCUCCACCUCUAAUGCAUUUUAUUUUAGUGCAUUGCUGAAAUGAAGAUAAGUACAUUUACUCAAGUACUUCUCACAGGUACUUCCUUACCCACAUGUAUCUCCAGAUUCAAUUCAAUUCAAUUACAUUUAUUUUUGUAUAGCCCAAAAUCACAAAUUACAAAUUUGCCUCAGAGGG
Molecule: messenger RNA, 2541 nt
Organism: Anarrhichthys ocellatus (wolf-eel)
Lineage: Eukaryota; Metazoa; Chordata; Actinopteri; Perciformes; Anarhichadidae
Product: alpha-2B adrenergic receptor-like
Exons: 2
Coding region: 244-1704 (486 amino acids)
Biological process (GO): G protein-coupled receptor signaling pathway
Cellular component (GO): plasma membrane
Molecular function (GO): epinephrine binding; alpha2-adrenergic receptor activity
Source: RefSeq, a predicted model, not a curated record